CUGUCAAAUACUUGUUUUAAUUCUGUGUAUUGAGGGUACAUAAAAUGCUAUGAAAUGAGACAAAGACAACAGCCAGUUUAUUCCAGAAAUGUGUAGUCUACAGUGCCAUUUCCAUAACAGAAUGCACAAUGGGUGAUUACUAAUAAAUAUCCUUUGGGCUUGAGUCCACACAAUGUAUUGAAUCUCAAUGAAAGAACUAUCAUAACUCCAAGGAUAGAUCUAACAUAGAGUCAGAAGUCAACAAGUGAAUGUAUUAACUAUCUGUAUUAACUAUCUUUUGAAAAAGGCUUCCUCCCUGGGUUUCUAAUAAGGCUACUUGGUAAACAUGACAAUGACAAUGGUGCAUUUAUAAAGACAAGGAAGUAUCAAGUCUUUUUAUUUUAAUUCAGGUUAUAUGUUCACCUUGAAAAUACUGGAAUGUUCACCCACAACAAAGCUUGACCCUAACAGGCAUACCAUUGUUAUAGCUCUGAGCAGUUCACCUGUUCACCAAAGGGAGAUGGCAUUUUUCGGCUAUUUUAAUGCCUGCCAAGAACAAAGAAUAAUAAAUAACCAGGAUGACUGCUGCCCUCUACGUUGAUGGCUAUCUGCCAUCACUCUUCUCACGAUAUGUGAUAUGUCUCUCUGUUACUGCUGCAGGAUAAUGCAGCCACGAUUUUAACUACUAUGUAUAGCCGGUUCUAUUCUUGUAGUAGUAAUACAAACAGUGGUCACACAGUCAAGUGUUUCUGCCUCAUACAUACAGUGGCUGCUGGGACCACUCUGUCACUUUAGACGACAUCAUGGAUAGCCGUUGAUACUCUGAAUCUCUUCAAAGAAUUGUUUGAUAAUGCAGAAGUGGGCAUUUCUCUGGAGUUCACAUGAAAAUGACCAGAGGUAACAUGAUGGAGACGAGCAGCUGUGCUGAUCAAGAGAUUGACACAGGGAAGGCAGUUUGCCAACAGCAGGGUUUUGUAAAAACACCAGUUAAAGUGAGAUUUGGUGACAGCGUUUUCACGGUGGACAAAGAUGUCCUGGAGCAACACUGUGAAUAUUUUCAGGCUCUUUUCCACUCUGGGAUGAAGGAAUGCCAACAGGAUGAAAUUUGCCUUCAGGCACUGAGUGCCCAUGGAUUCCUGGUCGCACUCCGUGUGAUAUAUGGAGAGAAACCCAUCCUGAGUGGAGACGAAAUUGUUGAAGCCAUUGAGUGUGCAGUCUUCCUUCAGAUAGAGAUUCUAACCAAGCAUCUCAUAAACAUCAUCAAUUCAGACAAUUGCCUGCUCAUGUAUCACACAGCAGCUACUUUUGGGUUACUGAAGCUCUUGCAUAGUGCUGCUUUGUUCAUUCGAGACAUGCAUCAAGACCUCAAAGAAGAUGUGAAGUGUUUGCCUGAAGAUUUGAUAGAAUAUGUAGAGUCUCUUCUCCCUAGUACGUACGUCACUGUUGGUACUCACUCUCCAACGAUCAAGCUGCUGCAGGACUUUAUGAGGACGGUUUGUUACCUUGAUGAAGAUGAGAAAGACUGGAAGGUCCUCACCCACUUGCCUCUCAAUGCCAGCACUACCAUGGCAGGCGUUACGGUAUUAGACAACAAACUCUAUAUUGUUGGAGGAGUCUAUGACAUUACCAACAAAGUUGUGGACUCUGGUUUCUGCUAUGACGUAUCUAAAGACACUUGGAGCACAUUUUCUAGCCCACAACAACUUCGCUACAACUGCUCCCUGGUCGGCCAUGAGGACACCCUCUAUAUCAUUGGUGGUGAGCAUAAUAAAACCAUAAUGUCCUCUGUGGAGAAGUACAAAAUCUCCACGGACACUUGGAGUUUUGCUGCCCAUCUACCAAGACCUGCUGCUGCUGUUGCUUGUGCCAUGACCAUGAGUAGAUUGUUCAUCUGUCUCUGGAGACCCAAGGAUGCUACAGAGAUUUUUGAGUACAUUGUGAAUAAGGAUGAGUGGACAUUAACCACGACACUUGUUAGGCAUCAAAGUUAUGGCCAUUGUAUGGUGGCCCACAGGGACAAUUUAUAUGUAAUGAGGAAUGGGCCAUCUGAUGAUUUUUUGAGGUGCAUGAUGGACAGUUACAAUUUGACCUCAGGUCAGUGGACGGCCAUGACCGGGCAGUAUGAAAAUAGUAAGGGAGCUUUGUUCACCGCAGUAGUGCGAGGUGACUCUGUUUUCACAGUGAACCGCAGAGCGACAGUGGAAUAUGCCAUUGAGGACAACAAAUGGAGGACAAAAAAAGAGAUGUCAGGGUUUCCAAGAAUCGGCUCAAUGUGGACUUUUCUCUUGAGACUGCCAAAGAAAAGCAGUGAGAUUUUGGAAAGGAAACAUAAUGGACAAAAUAUUUCAUUUGACCUUCCUUCAGACUCUUCUGCACUAUGUGCUGAUUGUUAAGUGAUACCAUUUUUGAAUACAUGCACAUUUCAUAUCAAUAGAUUCCUAGAAUUAAAUCUAAUCAGAUAUAUUCCAAUGCCUAAUUUUUGUUGAGACCCAAUGACUCAGUUGUUCCUAUUGUCAGAAAAAAGGGUCUUAGGUUAGAGGUGAGAUGCAGGAAGUUUUUUUUUGACAAUCACAAAUCAUCAGCAGGGAGAGUUUAUCAUAAAAAAUGUGUACUUAGGGUAGUACUCAUUGGCACAGCAGGAGGACUGAAAAGUGUGAAGUGUAUUAGAGUAAAAAAAUUAAUCUAUUUUAUUCUAUGGCCAGUCAUUAAAUGUAUUGAAGGUCAAAUUUUGGAGUUCAUAUCCCCCAGUGUUCUAGCUUCUUUCAAUAAAGUCAGUAAUUUGUUUAAGCUGAUCUAAUGUGAGUUCAU
Messenger RNA from Xyrauchen texanus (razorback sucker), 2787 nucleotides. It is a transcript of the gene kbtbd13a, whose product is annotated as kelch repeat and BTB domain containing 13a. Lineage: Eukaryota; Metazoa; Chordata; Actinopteri; Cypriniformes; Catostomidae. Gene Ontology annotation, molecular function: protein binding. The record is from RefSeq and is a predicted model, not a curated record. The transcript has a single exon. Bases 861 to 2372 code for a protein of 503 amino acids.